AUGGGGAAGUCGCGGGCUGGCGGCUCCAACGCGCGUCGAGGCCCCGCAGGGUCUUCUGCUGCUUCUGGGGAGCUUCCUCAGGAAAGUCCCCAGAGGGGCCCCCCGGGGGCCCCCCCUGGGGCCCCCCUGGGGCCGCCCCCGGGGGCCCCCCCGAGGUCCCCCACUGGGGCCCCCGCAGGGGCCCCCCCCGCAGCGGGUCCCCCCACUGGGGGCCCCCCAGAGGGUCUUGAGGGGGGGGCCCCCCUCAAGUGCGAGGCCCCUUCUUUGCCCUCUCCUGGACCCUCUUUUGAGGCCCUUAGCCCUGGAGAGUCCUCAGAGGCAGCAGGGGGGGCCCCCCAGUCUGCAGCACUGUACCCUGGGGCCUCCCCCCAACCCCCUGCUUCGGGGGCCCCUUCCCUCCCCGGGGGGGCCCCCAGGGGCGCCUCCAAGCCUUCUCGGCGGGGUCCCACAGGGGCCGCUGCAGCGGGAUCGUCUCCAGCAGCAGCAGCAGCAGCUGAGGCUGCGGGGUUCCCACAGGGGGCCCCCUUGGGGGGCCCCCAAGGGGGCCCCACAGGGGUGGGCCCCACAGGGGGGGCCCCCUCCGGGGCUUUGGAGAAGUCCCCGGGGCCUCCUCCCGGGCCGUCUACAGGGGCCCCAUGGGCCCCUGUCGAGGGUGAGGGGCCCCCCGCUGGGGGCCCGUGCGGGGCCCCGGGGGCCCCCUUCCCGCAGGGGGCCCCCCGGGGCUCGGGGGCCCCUCGCUGCGGGGCGCCCGCGAAGUCCCGCCGCAGCGGGUCUUCUGGGGGCCCCUCUGGGGGCCCCCCAAAGAGUGCCGUGCGGAAGGCCUCCUUGGGUUCCUCCGUGGGUCCCGGUGCUGCCGCUGCCGCUGCUGCUGCUGCUGCUGCUGCAUGCGUGGGGGCCCCCCCUGGCUCUUGGGGCCCCCCUCCCGGACCUAUGGGCCCCCCCCCUCCCGCCUCAGCAGCCCCCCCGCCAUCCCCUGGAAGCCCUCGCCCUUUGCCCCCGCCCCUGGGGGUCCCCCCGGGGCCCCCCGGGGGCCCCCCUCCCGGGGGCCCCCGGGGGCCCCCCUGGGGCCCCCCCCCCGGGGGGCCCCCGGGGGCCCCCGGGGGGCCCCCCGGAGCCUGCAUGCAGGCGUGGGAAGUGGCUGAAGAGCUGGAACACCUGGCUGCUGUGCGGCGCGCGUUUGCUUUGUAUGAAGCGGAUUGUUUGUGUGAUGUUGCAAGAAUUGAAAAGUACCUUUUUGCACUAAGUGCUGAAGACCUGGAGCUGCUGGGGCCCCCCUCUCCCGGGGAAAGAGUAGCAGCAAUUAAGAGGGCCGUUGCUGUCAACCAGCAGUUCAUAGACUUUAUGCUGCUGGCUGCUGCGUCCGUGGGGCCCUGCACGCCCAGGGAGCACUCCGACGCGGAGCAGCAGCAGCAGCAGCAGCAGCAGCAGCAGCAGCAGCGGGGGCCGGCGCAGGGGCUGGGGAGGCAGCAGCAGGGCGCCAGGCAGCACCCCAAACAGGGAAAGGCGCAGCAGCCCACCAAGAAAAGGAGGCGCAAGAAGCAGCAGCAGCAGAGGAUGCUCGAGCAGCAGCAGCAGCAGCAGCAGCAAAGCGCCAGAGACGAACAGUGCGGCGGCUGCAGCAGCAGCAGCAGCAAAGUCGACUGCCGCCGCUUGCUGCUCGAGGCCGAACAGGAGGACCAAGAAAAACUCACACGAAAUCUAAGCAAGGUGCGCAGCACUUUGCGGCAGUUCGUGCGGGACUGGGCAGAAGAAGGCGCCGAAGAAAGAGAAGCAGCUUAUGGGCCCCUUUUGAGGGCCCUCGAGGAACACCUGCCCAUAACCCCGGGCAAAGACCCCCCGAGGGUCUUGUGUCCUGGCUCGGGUUUGGGCCGGCUGCCUUUCGAAGUUAUGAGAAAGGGCUAUGCUUGCCAAGGAAACGAGUUUUCCCACUUCAUGCUCAUAGGGUCUGACUUUUUGUUGAACUCUCGCUUGACCCCGAAGUCUUUGCCGCUGCAGCCGUACUGUCUCUCGACAUCCAACAGGAGAUCUCAAACUGACCACCUCGAUGUUGUUUGGGUCCCCGAUGUGGCCCCCAGCGAACAUGUGGGGCCUUCUGCAGACUUCUCCAUGUGCGCAGGAGAAUUCGUCGAGGUGUACGGGAGCCCCUCGACUUCUUUGCCUUCUUCUUCGAGGGUUUUUGACGGAGUUUUGACUUCUUUCUUUUUGGACACUGCGCGCAAUGUGCUGCUGUACAUCAAAACCAUUGCCCGCAUUGUGAGGCCCCAGGGCCUCUGGGCCAACGUGGGGCCCCUCCUCUACCACUACGCAGAAAUGCCCCACGAAAUGAGCGUCGAGUUCUCCGCAGAAGAAGUCCUCGCAGGCAAACCCUAA
This is a messenger RNA of Eimeria tenella, 2370 nucleotides long. RefSeq lists its product as uncharacterized. Lineage: Eukaryota; Apicomplexa; Conoidasida; Eucoccidiorida; Eimeriidae. The coding region runs from base 1 to 2370 and encodes 789 amino acids. Gene Ontology annotation, molecular function: S-adenosylmethionine-dependent methyltransferase activity. The transcript has 6 exons. The record is from RefSeq and is a predicted model, not a curated record.